Molecule: messenger RNA, 971 nt
Organism: Nannospalax galili (Upper Galilee mountains blind mole rat)
Lineage: Eukaryota; Metazoa; Chordata; Mammalia; Rodentia; Spalacidae
Gene: Smlr1
Product: small leucine rich protein 1
Exons: 4
Coding region: 93-395 (100 amino acids)
Source: RefSeq, a predicted model, not a curated record
CCAGAGCUCCAGAAAAUAGCUAACACGGACUGGGAGCAGCUGCCCUGUCCCAGGUGAGGAUCCUGAGUCCCAGCAGUGCCUGUGGGUGGGUGAUGCAUGUGGUGCUGGCAGACUUCUUACAGGAGCUCCCUGGCCUGUUCCUGUUCUUUGGGAUCUUCCUGCCUGUGGCUUUGCUGCUCUUCCUCCUCAUUGCAUACUUCAGGAUCAAGAUGAUGGAAGAAGGACUGGCACAGAGACAACGUAGGCAAAGUGCUGCUGGCCACAGUGCAGGUCCCAGAGCAACUGCCCAGUGUGUAGACAUCACUGUGAUUGCUGCCCAGCGACCCCUGUCUUCCUCAGCACAUCCCUACCCAAGUAAGCUGUCUGGAGAUAAAGUCACAGACAAAAAUCCAUAAAACUACAUCGAUAGCUCAACAACACUGGAACUGCUUCUGAAGGAUUUGAGCAGAGGCAACAGAAGGCCCCCAACAACUCUUCUUCACACAUCUCCCUUCUUCAAUCAAAAUGCUAAUAAAGAACUGUCUCAUAUUCGUGAUCACCAAUACACAAAUACUGUCCUUUCCCAGAGAAUUAAAUGAAGAUGACCGCUUGUGGCUAAAGCACCGUGUCUACUGGUCAGAGCAAGGAUCAAUAAAACCACAGGAAAAUCCAGGAAGAAUGCAAUGAAAAGUAGCAGCUAUUAUCCCACAGGACUUCUUGGAGACCUAGUUUCAAUGGCAGUUCUUCCUAAAGUACCAAGACCCUAAGAUUUUCUUGAAUAUGAUCAAUGCAUUGGGCGUAUCAUAACUUUAACUGUAACUGUAUUUACUUUAAAGGACAGUGUUCUUAAAAUAAAAUUCCCAGAGCACAUCACACAACUCCAUGAAAGCUCACACUAUUCUCACUGUGGAGGUAAAGAAACUGAAGAGAAAGAAAACAAAUAGCGAAAGGUCAUUGGAGGAUCUGUUCCUCAGGUCACAUGAGCUCGGGAG